AUGGUUAACAGACCAGAAUCAGAUGAAGUACUUGAUCGAUAUGGCUUUUUUGUUUCACCGGGGGAAUCUCAUAUCGAAGAAACAGUAGAUGCAGCAGUAGCUCGCCGUCGAGAACUAAAAUGGCUCGAUAUGCUUACGCAAUGGCCAUCAUUUAUUGCGUCACGUUUUGAUAAAAUAAAAGAACGUUGCCGAAAAGGUAUACCAGGAUCUGUACGUGGUCAAGCCUGGUAUCAUUUAUCGGCUGCUAAAUAUCGACAAGAAAAUGAAGAUCGAAAUUGUCCGAUGGAAAGUUUAUUUUACUAUUAUUUAACAAAAACACCGGAUGCACGUGUUCUUGACGAUAUAAAAAAAGAUCUAGCAAGAUCAUUUCCUGAUCAUGAAAUGUUUCGAGAUGAUGGUUGCGGACAAAAUAGUUUAAAUGAUGUAUUGAGAGCAUAUGCAAUACAUGAUCCUGAUGUGGGUUAUUGUCAAGCACAGGCGCCUAUUGCAGCUAUUCUAUUAAUGCAUCUACCACCAGAACAAGCGUUCUGGGUAUUUGUUCAAAUAAAUGAAGAAUAUGUUAAAGGAUAUUUUAGUGAUGGAUUGAGGGCAAUUAAAGAAGAUGCAUUAGCAACAGAAAUUCUUAUAAAACGUGUUUCGCCGAAAGGUUAUCAUUUACUUCAUAAACUUGAUGUUGAUCCCAUAUUAUAUACAGUCGAUUGGUAUAUGACAUUAUUUUCUCGGACGUACCGUGCACCCCAACUAUAUCGUUUAUGGGAUAUGUUUUUUUGUGAGGGCGUCAAAGUAUUAUUUCGUUUAGCUCUUGUUAUUGUUUAUGAAACUCUUGAAGAUGGCCCAUCUAGUAUUGUGUCACGAGCGCAUAAAUGUGAUAAUGCUAUGGAUAUUGUUACAUUGAUAAAGCAAACUGCUAAACAAUUGCCAUUCAGUGUAUUACUUAGUAAAAUGGAUAAACUUCCAUUAACUGAUAUUGAUCUUGCUCAAGCAUGUAAACAAGCAAGACAAAAGCUUAAUGCAGAUGGAAAAGCAAUGCAAAAUCGCAAAAAAUAA
Rotaria socialis is the source of this 1047-nucleotide messenger RNA. Lineage: Eukaryota; Metazoa; Rotifera; Eurotatoria; Philodinida; Philodinidae. The record is from the annotation of a GenBank genome assembly.